CGCGCGUCACUGCUCUGCAGCGCAGCCCGUAGGUCCUCCACCAGCUCGCGUAGGCUACUGUUUUCCUCCUCUAGAUGUGCCACCCGCUCGCCAUAGGCGCCACCGUGCAGGCUCGGUGAGCCAGGCCGGCGGCGGCGGCGCGGGCGGCGGAGGCGGAUCUGUGUCUCGAUGUGCUCGCUAAGAGCUCCGCGGGGCAGCCGGGGCCCCGCUCGGCUACUGAAAUAGCCGCAGAGGCGCGCGUGGAACUGGCGGAAGGUGAGCUCUGGAGGGUCGGCUCGCAGAGCCAGGCGCGCCUCUUCCCUGACGUCCGCGUCCCCGCCAGCGAUCAUCCCAGCAGCCGGGUUCGUGGAGGCCGCCUCCGCGGAGUUUGCGUCCUCCGUGGCCGUCUCCCCGUCAGCGUUCAGCCCCAGUACCGCGCAGAGCGCACGGAAGUCGGCGCGCGGUAGGCGGCCCGCUCCCCGGCAGUCCAAGUGGUGGAAAACCUCCUGCAGAUACUGAUCCAGACCGGUAGCCAGCACCACGAUCUCAUUCUCCACGCCGCGGUCCAGCCCGUAGUGGCCUUUCCGCUAUUGUCACCAGAGGCUGGAGCGCCUGCGCCUGCUGUUGUGUUCUGCAAUUCCCAGCCCUCGGCCGGCCGUUCUCUGCCUCUUCUCCAGACUGCUUCCUAAGCUCUCCCUCCCUCCUCGUAACUAGAACCGAGGAGGAAACAAACUUGGACGUGGAUGAAGUUAGAGUUUUGGUGAGAGGAAAGUGGUUGUCUACCGCGGCCACCUUUGGGCUCCAGGUGGUUGCUUGGCCUGAGCUCCUUCCGCUGGCUGGGAUGAGAAAUGUAGUAUUGACUCCGUCUGGCGCUUGCCAUGGGAACCUUACCCAGCCAUAUUGGAGCGAAGAGCAAACUCAGCGGCCCUUGACUAUUAGAUAAGCAGAUCUUGUUUUGUGUACAAAUCCCAGUUGAAAAGCAUUAUCAUUUUGUUUCCUCCAUUAUAGCACCCCCGACCAGCACUUUGUCCUUUGUUCCACACACUUCGGGAAGGAAUCAGACAUCCCAAGCAUUUUGGAUAUACAUGUGUACAUAUAUAUGUUAAUUAUAAAACCAAUGGCAAUUUAACGGAAUAAUGUACAAUACCAUACCUUGGCUUCUACCUUGGAAAACCACAUGCACAGCAUGUUCAUUGACCACAUUAUUGAUUAUAAUGGCUAGAAGCUGAUAUUCAGCAGGGGCCCAGGCAGGACAAAUCGUGGAACAGGGAUAAACGAGGAAACACGCUACAGCAGUUAUUGUGACUGUUAUGACUAAUGAAUGGUAUGUGAUAAUAACAACACUGCACAGAACAUUACUGGAUGCUUUCUACAAGGAUGCACAUAAGGAAUGGCAGCCACAGAACAUCUGGUUGCUGUUUCUGGUGAUGGUGAACCCUUUGCUAUCGGUGCACUGGCUCUUUUGCUGAAAUGGGAGAUUGCACUGUAAGAUGUACAGAUCAACAGUUUUUAGUAUGUUACAGUUAUCUGACCACAACUACAGUCUAGUACUUCAAUAUUUCUACUCCCUCCAUCCCCACCCUGCCCUCACCAUGUGCACCCCAAUACUGCUCAGUCUCUAACUUGUCCUUCUGCUAAGGGAAGCGACUACUUUAUGAAUCCAUAAUCUGCUUAUUCUAGAUAUUCAUAUGACUGGAAUCUAAUAGAAGGUGACCUUCUGGGGCUGCAGAGAUGGCUCAGUGGUUAAGAGCACUGGCUGCUCUUCCAGAGGACCUGGGUCCAAUUCUUGUCCCCUCAAGGUGGCUCACAACCAUCUGUAACUUCAGUCCCAGAGAAUCCAAUGCCCUCAUCUGCAUGCACAUGACACAUAGAUAAAUAGAAGCAAAACACCUAUACACAUAAGAUUAAAAGGGGGAAUUUAAGGUGGUCUCCUGUGUAAUUGUUAUUUGCGUGUUUGCUUGCAUUUUUUUUUUUGUAUUCCUAGAUCAUCUUUAUUUGAUUUUUUUGGGGGGGGGGAGAAAAAUGUAGGUAGUGUAAAACACUUUUUAUAUUAAAACAGGUGCUGAUAAUAUUGAAUAGAAUAUAAAAUUGACAUUACUUUUUCAAAGUACUUUUGACACCAAAGGCAUUUCUAGCCAAGCUACUCAUGAGCUUUAGGUUGUAACCCCGAGCAGGAAAGGACCACCAUGCUCACAUUACCUAACAUCACAGCCUUUGCUGCACUGAUGGAAAUCCAAAGGCAGCAAAUUCAAUACUUCCUUACUUGGCAAAGCACAAGUAAGCUACUGAAGUGACACCUUAUGCACGCGCUCUCUCUCUCUCUCUCCUUUAAAGAUUGGUAUGGGAUGAGGGCCCAUCCCACUGUUUGUGGAGUCACCCUGGCGCAGAUAAUCCUGUAUUAUAUAAGAAAUCAGACUGAUAGCCGGGCGUGGUGGUGGCACAUGCCUUUAAUCCCAGCACUCAGGAGGCAGAGGCAGGUGGAUUUCUGAGUUCAAGGCCAGCCUGGUCUACAGAGUGAGUUCCAGGACAGCCAGGGCUACACAGAGAAACCCUUUCUCUAAAAACAAAAGAAAAAAAAAAAAAAAAAAGAAAGCAGACUGAGCAAGCCAUGCAGUCAGUGAGCAUGGUUUCUCUGUGGCCUCUGCUUCAGUCCCUCCUUCAGUGCUGUAGUGUGGUCUGUAAGGUAAAUAGACCCAUUCUUCCCCAUUGCUUUCGGUACCACAGCAAUAGGAAGCAGCCUAAGACAGAUGCAUCCUGUGGUAGUUAGAUGUCUUCUUGAGGAAUGGCCCCUGACUUCCCCAUAGAGGCCUCUGCUUUCACUGACUCUGACAGCGCACUCCAUGUGUUCUCCAGGGUGUUGAGUGAUUCAGAGAUGCCCAACCUGCAUUUUCUUCACUGCAGUGCCUGGCACCAACCUCUUUCUUCAGGCCUGUACCAGUCAGCUGGUACCAUCACGGUAACAGGAGCUGCUGUAUCUCCAGGCUCCCCCUCCCCCACUCCCCCCUCAUGUAUUUUCAGCACAUCUUGGUACAUGGAGUGGACUCACUAGGAUGCUGGAGUGUGGACAAGUAUUCUGGAAUGUUCUCUCAUCUGAUGACCUCGAAAAGUACACACUGGGAAACUUGGGACUUGCUUCCAGUUUCAACUCUGCUGAAGUUCUGCUCUGAGACUAAAAGUCUGGUGCACCAAGGCAGAGCAGAAGCUGUGUGGUGAGAAUCUCAUUCUCGCCCACUCCUUCCCCACACCCCGUAGUGAGCUCCUAGUUCAAAAGUUCAUACUCCUCCCCCACCUCCGCCCCCUCCUGCCCUCCACCCCGGAAUAUCUAGAAGAAGCAGGUUCCCACCAGAGCCUACUGCCAGGAGCCGAACUGAGCUGGAGGAAGGAAGCCCCGCCCCCAGCCGAGAACUAGGUCUCCUGGCAACCGCCUAACAAAGUCCCUUUGGGACCCUGCUCUCUUAGCGCCUGCGCCUAGCUCCCCUGAUUCCAGUGGCUGUAACUGUGCAGCAGGUGCAGGAGCCAACCGGUGUGCCUACUCACAGGACCAUUCGAGUGCUGUGCACCAUGUCCCUGCAGGCCUGGGAUUGGGAGGGAGAGGAAGGGUCAAGCAUGGGGCCUCACUCCGUGGCCAGCGAAAGCGAGAUGGAGGAGAACCUGAAAUCCAGGAUCCCAGCCCAUGAUUGGGACUCUGAGGACCAGUUCAGCAGCAGCCUGCAUUCCUCAGAGGGACCUGCCUGCAUCUCUAACUCUGAUGUGCCCCAGAUUGUCCCCUGCAGAUUUGAGAUCUCACUGGCCUUCCCCGUGCUGAUAGGUAAUAAGGGAAAACCCCCAAAUGUACCUGAUAAAAAGAAAUCUGCUAAAACAGAAACCCGGACUGGAAAGGCUCGUCAAUUCUACCACAUUGAGUAUUUUUUCCUGCCUGAUGACAUAGAACCCAAAAUAGUUGAUAUCGUGGUGUUUCCUAAUGUAGCCAAAGUGUUUCUGGAGUCGGGAACAAAGACUGUAAAGCCAUGGAGAGAUGACGACAAAGUCUGGGUAUCAUGGAGCCAAACUUUUCAUGUCAACGUGACAAAGGAAUUGUUAAAGAAACUGAACUUCCACAAAAUCACUUUGAGGCUCUGGGACACCAAAGACAGAGUGUCAAAAAGGGCCAGGUACCAGCGGGUGAAAGCCUCAGCCUAUUCGGAAGACUUGGAGUCUCUUGAGGAAGUGAAACAUUUGGUUUUGAGUCAUAAAAAGUUGUCUUUAAUUUCCAUUGGUAAAACCAACCCUAUCUCCGAAGAAUUGAAAGAGGAGAACCUACCAGGUGACCAAGAAAAGUCAGAAAAACACUUGAAGUCUCCACAAGAGCCUGAAGCCCCUUCUAAGAAUGACGAAGAGUGUGAGAAGUUACUGAAGAUGGAGGAGUCUCCUUUGUCUAGACGGACCAUUUCAAAGACACCCAUUUCUCUGAGUGGAGCAACCAUGAUGGAGAUCAAAGAGCUCAUUGAGAAACCAUCGUUGAGCAGCUUAACAAACAUGCUGGAGAAACAAAAGUCUCAGCUUAAAGGGAAAGAUACAGAAGUGAAGAAGAAAAACCCAAAGAAAGUGAAGAGGUACCAGGCAGAAGAAGAAGGGGACCAGAAGCCGGAAACCCCUGCCGCCUGGAAGCAGAGCAUCUUCUCCAUCCAGUUACCCAUCAUGCCGCUCCUUGCCGGCUGGCGAACGGUCAUCUGCCGUGGCAGUGAGAAGUCGGCCAACAUUUUAGAUUGCUUUUUGACUUUAAAAACAGAAGUUCCUAUUAUGACUGAACAGCAAAAACAAGACCUGAACCCCCUGACCAUAAAGAUCAGGUGUGUCUCUUGUCUUCCGAUCCAGCCUGUAUCCAUUCAUGAUCUGGAGAGGCUGUGCAGCCCUGUGUACUGCAGAUACCAGUUCCACAAGACUCCAGUUCACGAGACCAAGAGAGAGCCCCAUGGGACUCAUGUAUUUUUUCGAGAUAUCAAUGUCGUCUUCCUUGGGGCCAUGAACCCUAGCGACGUGAGGGAAUACCUGGAGGGGCCCCCCAUGGUAGUUGAAGUCCAUGACAGGGAUCGGAAGUUAGAAGAGUAUUCCCGGAAGCCUGCCCUGUUUGGAGAGGACCUGAUGGAUUCAUACUUCAAUCUCCAGGCUUUCGUCUCUCACAGAGACACAGAGACGAACCCCUAUGAGUCGCAGAAUAAGAUUUGGGAUCCUUAUGGCAUUGCCCGGGUCAGUUUUGCUGACCUCCUCCUUGGUUAUAAGUACUUGAACCUGAUUGUCCCCAUCCACAACUGUGAGCCAAAGUCCCCCAACUGGAGCCAGGAUAGCAGGAACAGAAGGACUAUGGGAGUCCAAGUGCCCACAGAUGUCCUCCAGCACAGCUCAAUUCCCAAAGGCAACUACCUGGAGGCCAACUCUUUACUCAAGCUCCGAGUGGACAUUGCAGUGCCCCUGAGUGGUUGGUCCAGAGCUCCCCAGUUGGACCUAAUGGGUACCCAUUUUGGCCGCAUCAUUUUUGUGUUCCACGCCAAGAAACUGUCCCUCCUACAGAGCCUGCUGCAGGACAUCACUAUGAUCAAUGCUAAAGCCCUGGAACUGGACUGUUAUCCCCUCCAGAACAUCCAGCAAAUCCUGUCGGCCUUCAAGGUGCGCGUGAAGAUCCAAGAGCAGCAGGACCUGGAUGUGCUCACGGGCUUCCAUCUGCUGGAUGGAAAGAUCCAUCUUUUUAUUCUAGAAGGCUUGGCAGACCGUGGAUUGAGGCAGCUGUGGGAGAGUUACCAGAGCAGUGUUACUGCCUCCAACCGUGCAGCUUGCAAGGUGCUCUAUGACUCCAGGUUGCUCUUCUGCCACCGCCUGUACGCUGACCUGGAGACCAUCCUGUACCAUGUACAUUUGUUCAGGCCUGUGUCAGUGCUCCUGCGGUACCCUGCACUCUAUGUUCGUGGGGCUGUGUCACGUAUGGCCUUUAAGGCACUGUCCAGGAUCCAUGACAUCUGCCAAAGUAGUACCAGGCUCAAGGAGGUGGUUAUGAGAGAUCUGCUGCCUUCCUCCUCCAUGAUUAAAGAACUGAGCCAAGAGUUUGGGAUCCCCAUUUCUCAGGAAGAUCUCACAGAUGGAAAGCUAUUGACCGCAUUACCCCAGCCUGAUACCAGUAAUGAGGAUAUCCAACGUCGGACUUCUACUCUUCCACUGGAGAUACAAGUCCACCAGGAGAAGUACCUGCAGUGGCGGAACGACAUGCUGCUGAAGAACCAGGUCCACAGGGAUAGCAUUGUCCAGAAAAAUAUCACAGAAGCCUACCAGUUCACCAAGAAGUCUCAAAAGCCAAUAAGGAAAGUCAUUAGAAUUGCCAUUCCUGAGAACAAAACUGUCCACAACUACAGCGCCCAGACCAUGAAUUCCACAGAGCUUGCUAAGAAGCAGAUGCUUAAAGAGAUGGCCAAGGAGCCAAGAAAGAGAUUCACGUAUUCACAGAAUUACCUCUCAGCUAUGGUGGAUUUUCAGGACCCAAAGGAAGAGGAGAAGAAAGCCCAGAAGAAGUCCCGCCAGGCCUGGCUCACAGCCGGUGGGUUCCAAGUAUGGGGUCUUCAGAGCAGCACUGGAAGCAGCCAGCAGGAUCUUAAACUGCCACCCAUCAGAGAGCUAAAUGAGGAGUGGCAGGAAAACGCACUGUUUACUAAUGUGCUGAAGCCUGUGUUGGAUCGGGAUAGGUGGAGCUGGAGCCAGCGCCACCUGGAUUUUGACCUGUAUAAGAAGCCACCACUCUACUUUAAGUUGCCUCGUCUUCCAUCUCCAAAGCGUGCAUCUGGUAGGAGGCGAAAGGCAAACAUUGGGUCUUCCGGACGGCGUUGGCGCAGUCGAGUUGCAUCAAAGCCACUUAGUUCCCCUGAAAGUUCUUCUACGCACCCUCAAGACUUAUUCUCUCUUAGUGACCAUCAUCUGGUACUAAAGACUCUGUCUCGCCUAACCUCUGCAUCUCGUGGAUCUUCACUGGGACUAUACCACCCAAAUCCCACCUUCCACAGCCGUUGGUUUCAUUAAAAUGUAGUAUAAGGAAGGGGCCAUUCUCAGUACCCAUAACCCUGUUACAAAUACACACUGGUUCCAAGAGCAAA
Messenger RNA from Mus musculus (house mouse), 7091 nucleotides. RefSeq names its product cilia and flagella associated protein 92 (gene Cfap92). The record is from RefSeq and is a predicted model, not a curated record. The transcript has 21 exons. The coding region runs from base 3541 to 7017 and encodes 1158 amino acids. NCBI's taxonomy places the organism in Eukaryota, Metazoa, Chordata, Mammalia, Rodentia, Muridae.